Rhodamnia argentea is the source of this 1164-nucleotide messenger RNA. RefSeq names its product probable indole-3-pyruvate monooxygenase YUCCA10. The record is from RefSeq and is a predicted model, not a curated record. Gene Ontology annotation, molecular function: NADP binding; flavin adenine dinucleotide binding; N,N-dimethylaniline monooxygenase activity. Bases 1 to 1164 code for a protein of 387 amino acids. The transcript has 4 exons. Lineage: Eukaryota; Viridiplantae; Streptophyta; Magnoliopsida; Myrtales; Myrtaceae.
AUGGAGGAGGUGGUGGUGCUGAUAGUGGGAGCUGGCCCUUCAGGCCUAGCGGUCUCCAAUUGUUUAUCUCACCUAUCAAUUCGAAACAUAGUUCUAGAGAGAGAAGACUAUUGUGCCUCGUUGUGGAGAAAGAGAUCAUAUGAUCGCUUGAACCUCCAUCUUGCUAAGGAAUUCUGUUUACUGCCCUACAUGCCCCAUGCAUCGUCAUCCUCCACCUUCAUGUCCAGAAAAUCCUUCCUCGAGUACAUCGACUCUUACAUCUCUAGGUUCGGCAUUGAGCCCCGGUACUGUCGUUCCGUCGAAGAGGGCUCGUACAUCGAGAAUGAGAGGAAGUGGAGGGUCGAAGCUAGGAAUACGUCAACCCAAGAGAAGGAGGUCUAUAUGGCCCAGUUCUUGGUCGUGGCAACGGGCGAAAACAGCAAGGGUUUUAUCCCCGAGUUGCCCGGGUUGGACGGUUUUGAAGGGAAGACCAUCCAUUCGAGCGAGUAUAAAUCCGGAAAAGAUUAUGAGAAUAAAGAAGUUUUAGUAGUUGGGUGUGGAAAUUCGGGGAUGGAGAUUAGCUAUGAUCUAUCAAACUUUGGUGCUCAUACUUCAAUUGUGAUUAGGAGCCCACUUCAUGUGCUCAACAAGGAGAUGGUUUAUGUUGGAAUGCUAUUAUCCAAGUAUGUCCCAAUGACAGUCGCCGAUGCCGUGAUGACAUUUCUUGGGAAGCACUGGUAUGGUGAUUUGACUAGGUAUGGGAUCCGUCAACCGGCUAAAGGCCCAUUUUACCUGAAAGUGGAGAGUGGAAAAACUCCAAUAAUUGACGUUGGCACGGUUAAGAAAAUCCAAUCCGGAGAUAUUAUGGUUCUUCCUGAAAUAGUGAGAAUUAAUGGUAAUAAUGUUGUGUUUCAGAAUGGCGUUGUUAAGCGAUUUGAUGGGAUUAUCUUCGCAACAGGCUACAAGAGUACUGCAAAUUAUUGGCUCAAGGAUUACGAGUACAUACUGAACAAAGAAGGGAUGCCGAAACGCCCGUGCCCGCAUCAUUGGAAGGGAGAGAACAACAUUUAUUGCGCAGGUUUCUCUAAGCAAGGGUUGGCAGGGAUCGCGAGAGAUUCGGUGGCCAUCGCCAAUGAUAUCAAUGAAGUUCUAAACGGAAUAAAAGGGAAGACUAAACUGAACUAA